CGGCCACCUGCUAAUGGAGUGCGUACAACAGUUGGAGAGGGAAAUCUUGCGAACCUUGAUCCGAACGAAAAUAUUUGCUACACAAGCGUCACGAUCAACAUCUAGGGAACAGAACCGUUUGGCAACAAAGAAGAUCUAGGAGCGGGCUAAAGUGAAGGCCAGAGCGAGUGCAAACUAUCAUAAACAGCAGCAGCAGCAGAUUCUUAUGGCAGCAGCUGAGACUCAAGCAAAUGGUGGACAGAUGGAUCAAGCUCCUGUUCAGUGAAGCCUCGACAUCAGUAGAUGUACCUACAACGGUCAUUAUGAUUCGGCAGGAUUUGCUAAGGCGAUACGAACCGCAAUACGGGUCAAUUCAGAAUUUCCCAGCUAAUACUGCUCAGCAAUAUGGGCCGGGAGUGAAAUGGGCUCGAGAGCUUUUGUUAUGGGGGUGGUGGAGAGAAACAAGCGAUUCGCCAUGCUGCACUCCUCCAAUGGUAGCGGUAGUAGGCAGAGAUGGCUUAGAAUCCAUAGGAGGUAUCCGACGACAUUCAAUUAGUAGCCCCCUAAAGUUUAGGUUUAAGUCAUUCAUAAGUGGAAAUUGUUUCCCGUAUGGCCAAUUUACUUGGAACGCAACAGAACAGCACCCAUAUGUGAUAAUAAUGACCGGGAAACGACGUCAACUGUCUCGGAAACUAUGCAUUUAUAGCAACAGCAUUGGCAGGUCAAUGGACAAUGGGCAAUAAUAGAUACCACCGGUAGAUGAGGCGUCAUAUUCAAAUCUUCAUAACUCGUUUUGCUGAGAAUCUAUUUCUGACUCCCUGGCCUCGGGAAUGACAUCUGCUUGAAUCCUACGGGAGGAGAGGAGCUGAGAUUCCGCGCAGCAAAUGUUUGGCACGGACAAGAUAACCGUUUUUUUGUU
Molecule: messenger RNA, 898 nt
Organism: Talaromyces proteolyticus
Lineage: Eukaryota; Fungi; Ascomycota; Eurotiomycetes; Eurotiales; Trichocomaceae
Exons: 1
Coding region: 231-722 (163 amino acids)
Source: RefSeq, a predicted model, not a curated record